Molecule: messenger RNA, 2096 nt
Organism: Tachyglossus aculeatus (Australian echidna)
Lineage: Eukaryota; Metazoa; Chordata; Mammalia; Monotremata; Tachyglossidae
Gene: ARMC6
Product: armadillo repeat containing 6
Exons: 8
Coding region: 295-1704 (469 amino acids)
Biological process (GO): hematopoietic progenitor cell differentiation
Molecular function (GO): protein binding
Source: RefSeq, a predicted model, not a curated record
GGGCAGACUUAGCGGCCCCGCGACGAACGGCGGUUUCCCCACGCGCGGCCGAGGACCUCCACGGCGGUUGGGGGCCCCCAAAAUAAUAAAAAAAAAGGGCGGGAAAGGGAGAGGUGGAAGACCCACGGGGCCUCCAUCUCGGCAGGCAACCGUCCGAUCGUGAAGAGCCGAAGUACCCACUCGCCCCCCGAGAAGUAGCUGUGGAGAAGCCCGUCGUCGCCCCUCUUCGGGAGGCCCGUUCGGAAGACUCCAGCCGAAGAAGUGAACCCGCCUUGUUCCGAUAGGACGGCGAAAAUGGCUUUGAGACGGAUCACUCAGGAGACCUUUGACGACGUAGUGCGGGAAAACAUCACAGAGUUUGAAAUGGACCCGGACGAAGCCCUGAAAGAAGCCGUCGAACAGUUUGAAUCCCAAGGCGUUGACCUGAGUAACAUCGUGAAGGCUGUUCGGAAACCCGCCGCCGAUGAUGGUGCCCAGGAGCCCAAACACGCCGUCUUACAGAUACUUGACGAGCUCCGGAAAUCCGUGGACUCUUCGGCCCCCCGGGAGCUAGCCGAACACCUCGUCCGCUUUAGCGACCAGUGCGAGCGGCAGGCGGCGGCCCGUUUCCUGGCCGCCCAGAAAGGCGCUUACCCCAUCGUGCUCGCCGCCUGCCAGCUGGCAGCCUCGGGGGGCCGGGGCUUCUUGCCGGAGGCCCUCGGUGCCCUGUCCGCCCUGACUGACGGUCAGCCGGACCUCCUGGAGCCCAAGGGGCUGCAGCUUUUGGUGGCCGCGUUGGAGGAGAACGGAGCCGAGGCCGAAGCGACCGCCGCCGGGCUCCGCUGCGUCCGUCACGCGAGCCUGAAGCACGAGCGGAACCGGCAGGACUUGGUGAAGGCCGGGGUCCUGCCGCUGCUAACCGGGGCCAUCGAGAGGCACGGCCGCCGGGCGGAGGUGAUCAAAGCGGCCUGCUCGGCGCUCAGGGUCAUGACGCUCGACGACGAUAUCCGCGUGCCCUUCGGCCACGCUCACGAGCACGCCAGGAUGAUCGUGCGGGAGAACGGCGGCUUGAAGGUUCUCAUCGAGGCGGCCAAAGCUUUCCCGGCUGACUCGGCGGUCCUCAGCGAACUCUGCGGCACCCUGUCGCGCCUGGCUGUCCGAAACGAGUUCUGUCAGGAGAUCGUGGACCUGGGUGGCCUCAGCUUCAUGUUGACGCUCCUGGCAGACGGCGUUGACCAGCAGGACUUGGUGAAGCAGGUGCUGAGUGCCCUCCGGGCCAUCGCGGGCAAUGAUGAUGUGAAGGACGCCAUCGUCAAUGCAGGCGGAACGGACCUCAUUGUUCUGGCCAUGACCCGCCAUCUCGCCAGUCCCCAGAUUUGCGAGCAAAGCUGCGGGGCCCUGUGCAUGCUGGCACUGCGCAAACCUGAGAACAGCAGAGCGAUCGUGGAAGGUGGAGGGGCCUUGGCGACACUGCAAGCCAUGAAGGUGCAUCCAAAGGAAGUCGCCGUGCAGAAACAAGCGUGCAUGUUGAUCCGCAACCUCGUCGCCCGGACCCAGGGCUUUUCCCGGCCCAUUCUGGACAUGGGGGCAGAGACGCUCAUUGCCAAAGCCCGGGCCACCCACCGGGACUGUGAUGACGUGGGCAAAGCUGCUCUCCGGGAUCUAGGUUGCCAGGUUGAGCUGCACGAGCUCUGGACCGGCCAGAAGGGAAGCCUGGCUCAGUGAUCUGUUGUCCCGGCAACCAGCUAAACCCCCCCUGCUCACAGGAGAAAGGACCUGGGAGAACAAACAGAGCCGUUCAUCUGGAACUGCGGCUCUGGGCUUUCCCGGCCUCUUGCAUCCACUGAAUUGAGCCACAGUGCCGUAUAGAUUAAGUAAAACAACUGCUACCUUCCAGACGAGUCAUCAGUACUUUGUUAAUUCGUGAUUUGGUGGUGGUUCCUGGUCAGCUGCUGCCCUAAUCUUAGGCUGAAGGAGUAUAAAACACCCUGUGCCACAUGUGUAGUUACUAAGUAUUCAAACGAGGAUUUUCCGGGAACUGCUUUGUUCAUUUUUAAAGUCUAGUAUUUCAACCACCAUCUAUAACUCUUGGAAAACUAUAAAUCAUUUUUUCCCUC